Molecule: messenger RNA, 1437 nt
Organism: Emericellopsis cladophorae
Lineage: Eukaryota; Fungi; Ascomycota; Sordariomycetes; Hypocreales; Bionectriaceae
Product: Bypass of stop codon protein-like protein
Exons: 3
Coding region: 1-1437 (478 amino acids)
Biological process (GO): transmembrane transport
Cellular component (GO): membrane
Molecular function (GO): transmembrane transporter activity
Source: RefSeq, a predicted model, not a curated record
AUGUCUGGAUCUCAGUCCGCAACCUGGUGGCAAAAGCCGGAGGAUCAGCGGGUAGCCAACGGCAACAAAAUCAGCAGCGACCUGGGACCUGGUGCUGAGGUCAACGAGGAAACGGCCCUGCUUCCAGGCACUCCGCCGAGAGAAGAUGAGCCAGGGUCAGGGAGCGACCAUGAUGAGCAAGAAAGUUGGAACGAACCUCGCAUCAACGCAUAUCGCUUCGCUUCUGUCAUCUUCACAUUGUUCAACCUUGGCCUGAAUGAUGCCUGCAUUGGCGCAUUGAUCCCCUAUAUACAACCUUACUAUGACAUUAACUAUACAGUCGUCUCGACCCUGUUCGUGGUGCCCUUUUUGGGCUACCUCGUUGCAGCACUGGCGAACAGCUGGAUCCAUCUCAACAUUGGCCAGCGCGGCAUAGCAUUCUGUGGUCCCGUCUGCCGGCUGAUCAGUUUCAUUGCCAUGGCAUCGCAUCCCAAGCAAUUUACGUACCUGCCUAUCGCCAUGGCCCUGACGGGCCUGGGGAAUGGCUUCAACGACAGUGCGUGGAACGCUUGGGUGGGCAACCUGCGAAACCAGAACGAGCUUCUCGGCCUCAUUCAUGGCGCAUACGGUCUAGGCGGCAUCGUUGGGCCCCUCAUUGCGUCCGCCAUGGUGACCAAGCUUGGCUAUCAGUGGUAUGAGUACUUUUAUGUCAUGAUCGGCGUGUCUGUCCUUGAGAUUGUCUGGAACACGGCAUCCUUCUGGACGGCCACGGCUGCCGAGUAUCGACGAAGGCACAAGUUCGGCGAGGGCAAAGAACCCACAAGCACGCGGGAGAUUCUGUCGUCGCCCGUGCCUUGGAUCGUGUCGGCUUUCCUCUUUGGCUACGUGGGCAUCGAGGUCUGCCUCGGUGGCUGGAUCCCGUCGUUUAUGAUCGAGGUCCGUCACUCGGACAAGUUCCUGGCUGGCGUGGUGGUGACACUGUUCUGGGCAGGCCUGACCCUCGGCCGCGUGGUCCUUGGAUUUGCCACCGGUCGCAUUGGCGAGAAGCUGGCCAUUGUCAUCUACCUAAGCAUCUGCGUCGUGCUGGAGAUUCUCUACUGGGCGAUCCCCAGCCUGGAGGUGGCUAUCGUGUGCGUCAUCUUCAUGGGAUUCUUCCUUGGCCCGCUCUUCCCCGCGGCCAUUGUGACCAUGACAAAGCUUCUGCCAGCUGACCAGCACGUCGCGACAAUCGGGCUAUCGGCUGCCAUUGGAGGCGGCGGCGCGGCAGUGUUCCCCUUUUUGGUGGGGUUGAUCGCCGAGGAUGUGGGCGUCCAGGUCCUGCAACCCUUUGUGCUGGUGCUCAUGGGGAUCAUCAUGGUCCUCUGGAUCGUCUUGCCAGGAGGCUUUAGGAAGGGUGGCCUUGAGCAAGCCCGAAGGGAAGGCUUGCGCAUCGGGGACGUCUUCCGGGGAUCUACCUGA